UCUCCCUCUGCUGGCAUGAAGAACGCACGGCGCCCCGCUGCCUUCUCCUCGCCCUACCAACGGCUGCCUGGUGGCCAGCGACGGCUCAGGAAGGAGGAGCCGGCGUCGGCGGAGGGAGGAGCACGCUCCGGUCUGGUCGGGUGGCCUUUCGCUUUGCGGAGGCUCGAAAAGCGGGCGGCUAGCCGAGGAGCACCAGGGAAGAUUUCUGGAGGAGCAGCCAUGCCGAAACACGAGUUUUUCGUGGAUAUGACCUGUGAAGGAUGCUCCAAUGCUGUUACCCGCGUUCUCAACAAACUGGGAGGUGUUCAGUUUGAAAUUGACCUACCCAACAAGAAAGUGAGCAUUGAUUCCACGCACAAUGUUGAUACCUUGUUGGACACCCUGAAAAAAACUGGGAAAAAUGCCUCUUACCUUGGAGAGAAGUAAACUUUUAGGAAAAUGUGACUGAUUGGACUCUUUUGCUUUUAUGAAAGCAAUGCUUUUAACAUGGCUUCAGUAGGGAGGUGAUUCCUUACACCUCUCUUGAUCCUCUUCCUUUGACUGCAGUUGCCCAGCCCGAUGUUGGAAAAGAAAGAAAGGUUUUUUCACUGGGGAAAAGGACUAAGAGAAAAUGUGACCCCAGAUGGCUCAAGUCUCCUACAAAUGUAACGCUUAUGCAUUCUUCUUUUAUGAUCUUGUAAUAAAGCAAGGAGCUGUUCCUAUUUUCAAGUAA
Candoia aspera is the source of this 712-nucleotide messenger RNA. RefSeq names its product antioxidant 1 copper chaperone (gene ATOX1). The transcript is spliced from 4 exons. Gene Ontology annotation, molecular function: metal ion binding; copper chaperone activity. Gene Ontology annotation, biological process: copper ion transport. Bases 16 to 426 code for a protein of 136 amino acids. The record is from RefSeq and is a predicted model, not a curated record. Lineage: Eukaryota; Metazoa; Chordata; Lepidosauria; Squamata; Candoiidae. Gene Ontology annotation, cellular component: cytosol.